UAUAGGCCCACUGCGCAGACUCUGGCUCCUAAAGCACUACACAACAGCGCCUGUAUACGGGAUGUUUUGGCUUCAAUUUUGUACAGUGGGAGAAAGUGGAGACGCGUCCUCCAUCUAUAUAGCCUACAGUCUGUAGGCUAUCUAACAUUAUAAGUGGCCUGACAAUUUCAUUCCGCUCUUUCCGGGCUCCCAGCAUAGUAGUCACUGUCCCUCUCUCAGUAGGCCAUAGGCUAGGCCUACUGACCAUGGCUGGACUAUACGGGACCAACAGCGCAGCGGAGCGGAUCGGACACAUCACGCGGGCCCAGAGCUUCAGCGCCUGUCACCGACUCCACAGCAUCCACCUGAGUGAUGAGGAGAAUAAACGAGUUUACGGAAAAUGCAACAACCCCAACGGUCAUGGACACAACUACAAAGUGGAGGUGACAGUGCGUGGAAAGAUUGAUUCGCUCACCGGCAUGGUCAUGAAUUUGACAGACCUGAAGAGGUGCAUUGAGGAAGUCAUCAUGGUUCCACUGGACCAUAAAAACCUGGAUAAGGACGUCCCGUACUUUGCCAAUGUUGUCAGCACAACUGAGAACGUGGCUGUUUAUAUCUGGGACAACAUGGUGAAGGUGCUCCCAUCCAACCUACUCUACGAGAUUAAGAUACAUGAGACCGAUAACAAUAUCGUCAUUUAUCGAGGAGAGUAGAGUGUUGACAUAAUGUGAUGUUUGAUCAGGCUACCCUUGACAUGUAGGCCACAAGUGCCAUUCAUUGCAUUACUAUUUAGCUAACUUCACUGUUUUACCCACAGAUGACUGCAGGCUUUGGUUAGUUGGUCGAUGGCUGGUAUAGAUGAUUAUUUUUUAUGAUUGUUUGUUACACAUAAGAUUGUACAAGAUUGUGUAGCACUUCUCAAAGUUCAGUAUAUUAUUGUAGAAAGUCUAUUCUUGUAAAGGUGUAAAAACAUUAGGACCAAAUAUUAGGACCAAACCAGUGUGCAUUUUUCUACAUGUUGUAACCAGGUUACCCAAAGAAUAAUUUUUAGUUUUCAGUGUUUUAUUAGAGUGAUUUUUAAAGGCCUGAAGAAAUUAGAUAAACAUUUAAACAAAUGUGUGAAAACUGUGUUACCUUGAGGAAAGUUUCACAUCAACCUACUAAAUAAAGCAAAUUACCAUCUUAUAUAUGUGGUGUCAAAUAUUGCAUGCUUGUCUAUUUUAUCUUUAACAAAUCCAUUCCAUACGUUAGCAGCAUAUGGCUUUAUCCCUAACAUUGACAGUUACACCCAUUCACAGUAAAUGUACCACCAGAGUGUUUCAACUGAAGAGGGUAGGAAGAAUACUCUAAUUUAAAACAUUGAAAAAAUUAUCAACAAAAAUCUCUGAAUUAAGUCAGAGUAGGCUAAUCUGUUCGUGGGAUGCUUACACUCAGAGCAGCACACGGAUUCACCAUGGCAACCUGUGAACUAGCCAAAUAGUGACAUCUAGUGGUACCAAACUGUACAUAUCUGAAGUUGUUGCAUUAAAGUUGCAUUUUGACAGAGAUGAAA
This is a messenger RNA of Etheostoma spectabile (orangethroat darter), 1531 nucleotides long. RefSeq names its product 6-pyruvoyltetrahydropterin synthase (gene pts). Gene Ontology annotation, cellular component: mitochondrion. Lineage: Eukaryota; Metazoa; Chordata; Actinopteri; Perciformes; Percidae. Gene Ontology annotation, molecular function: 6-pyruvoyltetrahydropterin synthase activity. Gene Ontology annotation, biological process: tetrahydrobiopterin biosynthetic process. Bases 246 to 692 code for a protein of 148 amino acids. The record is from RefSeq and is a predicted model, not a curated record. The transcript has a single exon.